Molecule: messenger RNA, 447 nt
Organism: Leptosia nina
Lineage: Eukaryota; Metazoa; Arthropoda; Insecta; Lepidoptera; Pieridae
Source: the annotation of a GenBank genome assembly
AUGUAUAAAAUUAUUUUAUUCCCGUUGAUUUGCAUGAGCUUGGCAUCUAGACAUAUUAAGGAGAAGUUAGAGAACGACGCUUUGAACUAUGUAGCUAAAUACAACAUCUCAAGUCGUCCCACAACCACAGGUAGGUCGUUGAAGGGUGAAAUGGUGGUAGAGAAAUUCGUUGACACUCUGAUGGCGAGUGAGAGAUACUUGAAGAUGGUGGAAACUGUAGAGAAGAAGAUAAGUCACCUGGACGCGACGUUUCACGACCGGUCCAACAGUAUUUUGAAGUAUUUAGCGGAGGUGCUGCGUGUUGUCAAGUCACCACCUGGAGUUAUGAUGGAGGAAACCCUGAGAUCCUUAAAACUGGAUUUGGAGAGAAUUAAGCAAUCGGUCGCUGAGAAGUUGCAGAAUGUACCGACAAUGCGAGGUAAGACAUUAUUAUCGUCACUCUUUUAA